Messenger RNA from Penicillium alfredii, 1443 nucleotides. RefSeq lists its product as uncharacterized. The record is from RefSeq and is a predicted model, not a curated record. Bases 1 to 1443 code for a protein of 480 amino acids. Gene Ontology annotation, biological process: conidium formation; sexual sporulation resulting in formation of a cellular spore; regulation of conidium formation. The transcript has a single exon. Lineage: Eukaryota; Fungi; Ascomycota; Eurotiomycetes; Eurotiales; Aspergillaceae.
AUGCUAUGCUCGCCCCAAUUGCCUUGUCCCACAUAUUCCAACAGGGCCAGUCUGGCUCCUUCCACCACUACCUACCUGAGCAAUGACAGCAGCACAUGGGAUUGGAAGCGGUUUUCAGCCGGUCAAGUCGAUGUCGAGGCUCAACAAUACCCGCGCAUGAGCUUUGCGUCGAUCCGAUAUGCCAUCCUCACCAUCUACCGCCGGCUCUUUACGUUGGUGUACUGCGCCAAUGCCGUGGCCUUUGUGAUUAUCAUGGUUGAAAGCCGGCAAAAGUUGCUGGCCUUUGUCAAUGCCGCCAGUGUCAAUCUGUUUAUCUGUGGUCUGGCCCGUCAUCCAAUGGUGGUGAACUGCAUUUUCUGGACCAUCUGCCGUAUCCCGCGAUCGGCGCCCCUCGUGCUGCGCAGGAGGGCUGCCAAAGCAUACCAUUAUGGCGGAGUCCAUAGCGGAUGCGGCGUGGCCUCCUUUUUAUGGUAUACGGGGCUGGUGGCGCUGAUCUCGCGCGAGUAUUGGGUGAAGCAUAACUCGGCCCUGAUUUCCAUCCCCGUGAUUGUCCUCGCCUAUGUUUUACUGGUCGAUCUCGUGGCUGUCAUUGUCGUGGCAUAUCCGGCCCUGCGCACAAAACGACAUGACUAUUUCGAGUUCGCUCACCGGUUCUGUGCUUGGGCCGCCGUGGCUCUGUUCCUGACCCUGUUGAUGGUCUUUUCAAGCCAAGCCAGCCACGCCCAGGGCAUGUCUCUUGGCCUCUACCUAGUCGAGCUCCCCGCAUUCUGGUUUGUGCUGGGGAUCAUCGCCUCGAUUGUCCACCCCUGGCUGCUGCUCCGUCGCGUGCAGGUGUGGCCCGAGUUUCUCUCCUCACAUGCUAUCCGCCUCCACCUCAGCCACGCGCCCACUGCAUUUGGCAAAGUCAUCGGGCUGUCCAAGCAUCCGCUGCGAGACUGGCACAGCUUCGCCACGUUCCCGGAUCCCGACGGCAAGAGCUUCUCAUGUCUUGUCUCCAAGGCAGGCGACUGGACUACACGAUGCAUCGAUCAAAAGCCCACGCAGCUCUGGAAGCGCGGCGUGCUCAUGUACGGUUGUAUUCAUGUAAUGCGGGUAUUCCGCCGAGUGGUCGUGGUAACCACUGGGUCCGGCAUCGGGCCCUGUCUGUCAUUUCUCAGUGAGCCAGAUCGGCCUCCCCUGCGAGUAGUGUGGCAAACACGGAACCCUCAUAAGACCUACGGCUCGGAUGUUGUCGGGCUGGUGCAGCAACUCGACCCCAACCCCCUCCUUCUGGACACCACCACCACGGGACGAGUGGAUAUGGUGCCAAUUGUACAGGAGCUUAUCCGCGAAUUCGACGCUGAAGCGGUGUGUGUGAUUAGCAACCCUCGGCUUACAAAAAGAAUUGUGUUUGAGCUCGAAGUCCGCGGGGUGCCGGCCUUUGGGCCGAUCUUCGACUCAUAG